Porites lobata is the source of this 7030-nucleotide messenger RNA. The record is from the annotation of a GenBank genome assembly. Lineage: Eukaryota; Metazoa; Cnidaria; Anthozoa; Scleractinia; Poritidae.
UUUGAGUUAGAUAUUGUCCUAAAUGCAAUCUACAACAAAUUCGGAAUGUAUACCUACGUUAGAGUUCCCGGAAAUUCCAAACAAAGAUGAAUUUGUGGUAAGUGAUGUAUCUUCGAUUUUUAGAACUAAACAAAAAGUAAGCUUAUUGUACUACCAAAAUUAAUCCUCGAUUUUUAUGCAACCAGGCUUUAUAGAAUAGUACUUAAAAAUUCUUUUUCGUGCCAAACAAAGAUUGGUUGCUUUUCAACUUCGACGAAAGCAGAUAAUUACCUCAGACAAAUAUUAUAUGAUUAUUUAACUUUAUUAUUUUUUUGUAGUUAUUGAAUAUUUAACGACAACAAUAUUUAACUUAAAACAUUUAUAGAAUUGUUAGUAUUUGCUACUUAUCCAUCAAUCAGUAGGUGGUCUUUCAGCCAGAUCUGCAGACAACGUUAUAAAUAAUUUUGUGCUCAAGAAUGAUUCCAUUUUCUUCUUCAUCAUACUCACUUGAAAACAAACCAACAACAAUAACAACAGCAGCAACAAAUAAUGUCACUUCUACAACAGGAUUACCCACCCUGUGGGACUGGGGUAAAUAGUCCAUAAAUCUAAGAGUCUGGAAUAGUAGUGUGCCUAUCAGCAAUACAACAUUGCAAUUAUCGUAAUCAAUCAUUGGUUUAAUCGAAAUAAAUACGGUACAUGUUGUCGGUACAUGUACAACAGAUUAUUGCUUUCCCUAGCUUUUCUGUCAGCUUGGACUAAGUUGUAUAUUUUUACAGGACUGGACGUACUCCAAGAGAAGAGAAAUGCAGGUACGGCUGAUCUCAUCAUGAGUGAUUUGUUGGUUAUUUAUUUUUUUGUAAGUAACAUUCAUUGUAAAUUUGAGUAAAAAGACUCUACAUCAUUGUAUAUUUAUCAUAAGAGACCAGAAAAGAGCAAGUAAUAUUGAUUGGUCACAAGCCUGUGUACAGUUGCCCCCUUCCCUCAGAACAAAUCUGGAAAGGAGUAUCUGUGAUUUGUCAUUGAUAAUAUAUAUUGUGUUCAAAGACCUCAUGACUUUUUCGGGAAUUUGCGUUAUGAAACAGCUAACGUAACAUUUCACCAUGCCAGCACCGGUUUUCCCGUGAAAUGAUGUCUGAGAAACAAGUGCAGAAAUUCCAUACUGAUGAAGCACCACUGCGCUUCUGAUUGGAUGAAGCAAUUUUCAACCAAUCAGAAGCACUACUCAGAUCUGGGUAAUUACACGGCAGAUCAGUAUGGAAUUUCUGCACUUGUUUCUCAGAUGUCAUUUUGCAGGGAAACCAGUGAAGGCAUUGUAAAAUGUUGGCUGUUUUCUGAGGCCAUUCUGGAAGGGAUGGAAAGGGGGACGUGAUUUGCCAUUACUUCAGAUUAUUACAUCAUUGAAAAAGCAAGUUUUCAUUGGCUUUCAUUUUCGUGGAUUUGACUUCUCUGAAGAAAAUCUAGUUAAAAAAAAAAUCAUGGAAAUUAUUAAGUUUGGUCAGUGUUGAUCACUUCCCAUAAUGUAUGCAAAAUUAUAAACAUGAUCACAGGCAAUCCCUGUUAUCUUAUUUUUUUUCCUGGGGGGGCCCGUGGGAUCCAGGUCCUUUCUACCCUUUGUGACGCCAUCAGUUUUAACGGGCAAGGACAACUUUCUUCGUAUGUGCAGAGUGAAGAGAUCUUUCAAACCAUACCAGAAUGAGCACAAUUCAGUCAAGGACACCGGAGAAAGAAGCAAAAACCACGUGACAAAGACCUGAAAAACUCCAUGAAAAUCUUGUAUUCACCUAAUCCUAAGGUUUAGGAAAAAAAAUCACUAAAUGCAAUAUCCAUGUGUUUAUUUUUUAAACCCAAAAACUUAAUACUUUUUUAUUUUGCAUCUGGAUCAGAAGGCCACCAAGUGUAAACCUGUAAACUGGUGUUUAUCUUGGACCAUAUUCAGCAGCAAUGAAUAGCAAAGUACGAGCUGUUUACUAAAUAAUAAUUUUUUUAAAUAAAAUUUUUACAGCCAAAAUCAUGCAAUCCAUUGUUCAACAAAUCUUUUGUUUGCCAGUUUUAUUUGACAGGAUUAGCAAAUACUGUUUAUUUUUUAUUUUUUAAAAUGAAACUGAAAGGCAUUUUGUUUGCCAGUUUGUUUGACAGGAUUGCAAAUACUGUUAUUUUUUGUUAUGAAAGAAAGAUUUCCUUGUAUUGAUAUGAUGAAAACCCUUAAAUCCUAAGAUUUUAUGUUAUUCUUUUACAGUUAGAAGUUCUAAGACAAGUUGGAAUAUCUCAUGUUGUUUGUAUAAGACAAAAUAUUGAGGCCAACUUUGUCCGUCCUAACUUCCCACAACACUUUAAGUAAGUAUAAGGAGUGUGUUAUAUAGUUUAGUUGUUGAAAUGUUGACGUAAUAAUUUUUCAAAGUUGCAGGUCCAAGUUUACAGAAACUAUAAAAAUAAAUGAAUUAAAUUUGCAAGCAGAAAUAUUGAUAAUGUCACUCACAAUUAAAAAAAAUGUGAAAUAACACUUUGAUAUGUUGAUUUUCAUCUCCCUAUUAACCUAAAUUCUGUUUUCCAGUCCCUCAAACUGAAACUCAGUAUCUUAAUAAGAACAAGUAUAGCUGGAUUCAUUUAGCAGGCUUAAAAAUUAUGUUUCAUGUGUAGAGCCAUUGACUGGACAGUAUUUUAGAUUUUGUUGAAAUUGAAGAGUACUUUUUCUAAUGUAAAAUAUCAACAACUAACAAGCAAUUUUGUACAAACUUGUGAAUGUCAGGUUUGAGAAACGCAUUGUCCAUUUUAUGCAAGAUUGAUCUGUAGGGAUAAUAUAUAACAGAUGGUCCAUGGGUAUAUAUAUGGAUUUUUCCAAUCCAAGACAAUUUAACACACCGUUAUAUAGUUCUUUCUUUCUAAUUUUAAUUAGAUUUGUGAUUGAAUUUUUAACUUAAAUAUAAAUUAAUUUUUUGGGUUAUGGUACUCGGGACUGGAAGUUUAAUGUAAUGCCACCUUAAUGUUUUGUUUGUUUUCCAGCUAUUUGGUAUUAGAUGUUGCUGAUUCACUAACAGAAAACAUAAUCACUCAUUUUCCAAAGGUAACUGGAGACAAUGUCCUUUUCUAGAAGAUAUCUUCAUAGCCUUGGAGAGUUUUUACUUUUGUUGUUUAUUGUCUCUCCUCUCCCUCAGAAAAUUUUAGUUUAGGUUCAUGUUUUACAAAACCUUUAACAACUGUGGCUGUUGAGAAUUCUAAUGCUCUCCUGUGAGGGAGAGGGUGGGUAGAUCCUGCAGCAAACAAUCCCAUUCCUGUCCCGGUCCCUCAUAAUGAGCUGUUUUUUCUUCAUUCUGUUCACAGGUAAAAGCCUUCAUUGACAGCUGCCUGAACAGUGGUGGUAAGUUAAAAAUUAAGUUAAUACACUGUCAUAUUAAAGUAGAAGUAACUAACUACAGCUGAACCUCCAUUAAGCGGCAAUUGACCCUCAGGGUACCAACAAGUGACCACUUAAUGGAGGUUGGCUGCUCAAUAGAGGUUCAUGAUAAAUCGGCAUACAAUCUUUCGCAGAAUCAUCACUUUAUUUUAAAACAACACGACGGUAGAAACAUACUGGAUCCACAAUCAGUCGUCACUUCCUAUCUCAGAAUGUAUUUUCCUUCAUCUCAUUUCUUAAAAUGAAGCCAAACUUAGUGUAUCAAGACAGUGCUUGAUGGCCACUUAAUAGAGGUGACAAGAAUGGGAGAACUCUUGUUGGGACAGCCAAUAGGUGACCAUUGCUGCUAAAUAGACGUGGCUGCUUCAUAGAGGUUUUAUUUUCCAUUCUUUUCUACAAUAAUAAUUAUUUUGGGACUUUGAUUACUGGCUGCUUAAUGGAGGAAGGCCAGUUGAUAGGUGACUGCUUAAUGGAAGCUCGACUGUAUACUCGAUCUCUAACUUGGCAAAGUUGAAGACAUAAUGGCUUAGCCUGCAAGGAAUAUUUUUUGUGUGGCAAAUGCUGCUUGAUUUAUGUUUAAGUUUAUGUAUUACCUUGUCCACCCUCUUUGAUUUUGUUUCCGUCCAUUUUAUUAACAAAUUUUGUGUUUAAAUCUUUUUAGGAAAGGUUCUAUUACAUGGAAAUGCUGGAAUUUCCAGAAGGUUGGUCAGGAAUCACUUGUUGUAUGGGCACCUUGCUACAUGUUAUUAAAGACAUCUGUACUGAGGCUACAGCUAUCCACUCUCACGGGCACCCCACUAACAGGCCUCCUUUUAUCACAGACACUGCUACUGCUACUGCUACUGCUACUGCUACUGCUACUGUAGGACCCACCACCACAAACAACCCGCCAUCAAGCACCCUAAUUGCUAUCACACAUUCUUUGUUAGUACUCACAACUGAAUGUCCAUCUUAAGGCCCAUUUACACCAAGGCUUAAAUGUGUUUAAAGCUGUCUAGUUAAAAAGGGUUUAAAUUUGUUUACUUAGAGAAGCUGCUUACUGUAAUUUUUUGUUGCAAAUUAUUUUUUUGCAAUUACAUAACGAGUUAACGGUGUAUUUGAAUUCUGUGUACAAGCCUGUAUUCUAGUUUUCUGUUACUGUUUUUCAUUUUAUUAAACCCAUUUUAAUAAAACAUGUUUAGUUAGUCUGAUUGGGGCAUUAGGCCUGAAGAGGUUUUUCCCUUGGUUAACUUAUUGACCAAGUUGCACAGUGGUUGCACAGAUGGAAAUAUCUAGUAAAUUGCUAUUUAUACACCUAAUGGUCAUACAUGAUUAUACAUUACUGUCAUAGAGUUAAAAGUUUUUUGUUUCUACUUACAUGAUUUCUAAUGAUGAAAUUGUUUUUUACUGUUCUUGAAAUUAUAUUAUUUUAUGGACUAAAAAUUUCUCUUUUUUUUCAGUGCUGCUUUAAUGAUUGCCUUUAUCAUGGAAACUUAUGGAUUAACAUAUAGGUUAGCUAUUUUUUUGUUUUUAUAAAUAAGUUUAAAAUACUUCCAAAGAAUUCUUUCACGGGUACAUGCCUUUUGGAUUUGCACAGUCAGAACGGUGCAUGCAUGUUUUUGGUAAAGAAGUGGAACUUGAACUAGUAGUCUGUCCACAGCUUGUCUGUUUUUCUCAAUUCAUGUUUAAAGGAAUGCAGAAAAUUAAUUGUGAGUGCAAUGAGUGUGAGAAGGUAGCAGGCAUAUGUUGCCAUGUUGAAUAACAAAACAAGAAAAUUGAUGACUGAACAGUCAAUGAAAAAGACAAAUAAUAGGCGACAGUUGCAUGAAACCUAUACUUUCCUAGGCUAAGGGACAUUCCAUGUGUUUAACUUAAUCAUUUCUGUUUUAGGGAAGCCUUUCAUUAUGUGCAACAGAGAAGAUUUUGCAUUAAUCCUAAUGAGGGCUUUGUUCAACAGCUUAUGGUAAGAGUUCACAAACAACCUGCUUUAGGUCACACCCAUAAAAUCACCACCUCUCAUCCCUCCUUGCCAGCCAGUAGGGCACUAAAGGCAUUCCUAGUGCGAUGAAUAAUGAAAGGUGGCCUGUCGUAUUCAUAGGCUAGCUAUCGACAUGAUUUAUAUGUCUAUGAGUGUAGAGAAAAUAGAAAAAUCGUGGCCUCUUUUAGGAACACUGAACAAAUAAGAAAAAAUGAAAAUGUUGUCAGAGUUCUCAUCUUAUAGCAUGUUUAUUAUUGUCUUCAGGAGUACGAGCCAAUUUAUUUAGCAAAUUAUCAGGCGAGGACAUCAGGAGAGAGACUACAUCAAGGUAGAAGAAUUUAUGGUUAUCUUGAAAAUUUUGCUGUGCUAGAGAUCCACCACUAAAUUGAAAAAAAAAGCUUGUUUCUUCUACUGUUGAACCCAGGGCUAUCAAUACAGACACCUCUCUCCUACUGAUUUUUGCAGCUUAGCGGCUCAAGUUUGUGAAAAAACACUUAGAAUAGGGCUAAAAUAAGCGGCAGCAUUUCCGGAAAAAAAAAAUGUAGAAAUGCAGUUUGCAAGUUACUGCCAAAGAAUUGGUGCAAUGCACAAGUAAAAUGUCAAAGAGGUUUCUUUGAAAUGGUCACAUCACCAAAUUUCGUUCAUGCAAUUUCAAGAAAAUUAUUUUUAUUUUAUUUUAUUUUAUUUGCCACACUAAUUACAAAAAAUAUAGGAAAAGAAGAAGAAGAAGGAAAAAAAAAAAAAAAAAAAAAAAAAAAAAAAAAAAAAAAGACCUAACAGAAACUAUAGGGCUUAUGAAGGUUAGGCCUCCUCGAACUAUGAGCUUUUCACAUCAAUUGAAGAGAAGAAGGCGAAAAGUCGAAGAUGGAUAGAUUUAUAAACUGUUUUCACUUACUCAAUAAUUUAAUCUUCAGUUUUUUCUUAAAAGGAGAGGGAUUGAGAUUGAUGAUCUUGUUGUCAUAAAAAACUUAGGCCCUGUCAAAGGGCGAGAACUUCUUCGUGUUUGUACGACAAUACAGUAGUAAUGGGAAUUUCUUGUAUUGUAAGAGUGGAAUUGAUUGCUUUGAGAGAAAUUGUUAUUAAACUUUGGAGGUAAGAAUGAAUUUUUGCAAGAAUACAUAAAUUGGCCCAGUUGAAGCAAAUGGAUAUCAUUAAAUUUUAGUAUACCGAGGUCCAAAUUAAUUGUACAAUGCACGAGUAAUGUCGAAUAGGUUACGCUGAAAUGGUCGCUCCACGAAAUUUCAUUCAUACUGUCUCAAAAAGGUAGGGAUAAAAACUGUGUUUUUAUAACUGGCUUUGGGAGUGAAGCGGUUGAAGUUACGUAUGAAGAUCAUUUGCUUGUUUUAAAAAUAUUUGUUUCGUUCGUAGGUGGAGUGAAGCGGGCUCAUGAGGACGAAUCCAAAGACGAAUUAAUGGACACCUGACCAAUUGUUUGCCGCAUAGAUUCUUUAUUUAAUUGAACCAGGUAAAUAUGCCCUCUGUCUUGCUAGUCCUGCUAGAUUAAUUUAUUUCUUGUUCUUAAAAAAUGCUGCACGAAAACGAAAAAUAUAUAUAUUUAAAUGAAAUAGUUUUGUCUGGGAACAGUCCCAUACAUUCAAACGGAUAAUUCUUAUCCCUUUUUGAGGGAGAUUGCAUUUGAGUCCUUUUGUCUGCUUUUAUUUGCAGCUAACACAAAUCAUGAAAAAAAAAGGGUUGCACAC